Molecule: messenger RNA, 2133 nt
Organism: Lolium rigidum
Lineage: Eukaryota; Viridiplantae; Streptophyta; Magnoliopsida; Poales; Poaceae
Product: probable anion transporter 3, chloroplastic
Exons: 8
Coding region: 24-1547 (507 amino acids)
Biological process (GO): transmembrane transport
Cellular component (GO): plastid
Molecular function (GO): phosphate transmembrane transporter activity
Source: RefSeq, a predicted model, not a curated record
CAGACGGAGGAGAACACAAAACCAUGGCCCCUCCCGGCCAACUGCUCCCCUUGACCCGCUCGCUUCUGCCUCCCUUCCUCUCCGCCCGCCGUCGCCCCACCCGCGCCCAACCACCGCCUCCGCCUCCAUGGCAGCCGCGCCGCCUCCUGUGCUCUGCUCCUCUCCAGCCGCUCCGGCCUCUGGCCAGGACCCGUCCCGCUUCUGCGCCUCCUGCAGCCUCCGCGGCCGGCGGCGGCGAGGCCCAGGCCGUGGCGGCCGAGUUCAUGACCUCUGAGAGGGUGAAGGUGGCAGCGAUGCUGGGGCUGGCCCUCGCGCUCUGCAACGCCGACCGCGUCGUCAUGUCCGUCGCCAUCGUCCCGCUCUCCCAGGCCUACGGCUGGACCCCGUCCUUCGCCGGCGUCGUGCAGUCAUCCUUCCUUUGGGGAUAUCUGAUAUCACCUAUAAUUGGUGGAGCGCUUGUUGACUACUAUGGCGGGAGGCGAGUCAUGGCUUAUGGUGUGGCUUUAUGGUCCUUCGCCACAUUCCUUUCCCCUUGGGCAGCAAGUCGCUCACUGUGGUUGUUCAUCUCAACCAGAGUUCUGCUCGGUGUUGCAGAAGGAGUGGCAUUGCCAUGUAUGAACAAUAUGGUGCUAAGGUGGUUUCCUCGCACUGAACGAUCUAGUGCGGUCGGGAUUGCCAUGGCUGGUUUUCAGCUUGGAAAUACCAUUGGCUUACUUCUUUCUCCUAUCAUCAUGUCACGAGCUGGAAUAUUUGGACCAUUUGUGAUUUUUGGCUUGUUUGGAUUUCUGUGGGUGCUGGUCUGGAUAUCUGCUAUAUCAGGAACUCCUGCUGAACAUCCUCAAAUAUCAGCAUAUGAACUAGAGUAUAUAACCAAGGGUCAGAAAUUGGUGAAACCUAAAGUUCAAGGUGAAAAACUAAGAAAGGUCCCUCCCUUCAGCAAACUACUUUCUAAAUGGCCGACCUGGGCUUUGAUUUCUGCAAACGCUAUGCAUAGCUGGGGCUAUUUCGUCAUCCUUUCAUGGAUGCCAGUGUAUUUCAAAACAAUAUUUCAUGUCAAUCUGAGAGAAGCUGCAUGGUUUAGUGCGAUUCCCUGGGUUAUGAUGGCAGUUUUAGGCUAUGUGGCUGGUGUUGUAUCAGACAGACUUAUCAGAAAUGGCACAAGCAUUACUUUAACUCGGAAGAUCAUGCAGACAAUUGGCUUUGUGGGUCCUGGUAUUGCCCUUCUUGGCUUAAAUGCAGCAAAGAGUCCAGCAAUUGCUUCAGCUUGGCUAACAGUCGCUGUCGGUUUGAAGUCCUUUGGUCACUCAGGAUUCCUAGUAAAUCUUCAGGAGAUUGCACCACAAUAUGCUGGAGUGCUACAUGGAAUGUCAAAUACGGCUGGAACAUUUGCUGCCAUUUUAGGAACUAUUGGAGCAGGAUUCUUUGUUGAUCGGAUGGGCUCUUUUCGUGGCUUUAUAAUAUUAACAUCACUUUUAUACUUCAGCAGUGCACUGUUUUGGGAUAUCUUUGCUACUGGAGAGCGUGUUGAUUUUGAUGGCACUGGCUAGUGCCAAAGAGUAUACAUUACAUAUCCUAGAAGAUAACAUCAUGAUUUGAUGAUUCACUGCAGAUUACCAUGCCAUCAUCAUCUUGGAUAUUACUGGAAAGUUCCAUGAUCCUAUAGAUGAACAGUGCAGUUAUGACCCGUCACUGCAAAAUCGUGUGCUUCAACAUAUUGGAAGUAUGUGGUGAGUUGGUUUAUUGUGGAAGAAGAGUAUCUGAUAUGGAUAAUGGAUUUAGCUACUGAGAUCAUUUGAAGUUUUCUGCUGGGCAAGUCCGAGAUAUGAAUGUCACGAGUCAAGGAUACCUGAAGCAGUAUCAGAGAAUAAGUAUCUGUGUAGGAGCCGUACUAGGGGUGGCGAACUGGCAAUGGUAGUGGUAGAGAAUCUAUAAUGAUUCCCGGGAUAGCUGAAGGCUUGAUCUGGCAUAUAUCUUGUAAAGGCAAGAGUUGCCAUUGUUUAAAAUUGCUAGUUGAUGUAAUUCCUUUACUGUUAUGAUUAGUGGAAAAGUGAGAACAGGAACUUGCAGACAUAUGGAACGUGCUGAGGGUGUAAAGACCAGAAUAAAUUAGGUAUGAAUGGCUUUCUAGAAUCA